GCCUAAAGUUCCAGACUCCCGUCGGUCUUGCUUUAGUUAAGGUAUUUGUACGCAUUAGGGGCCGUGGGCAGCCUGGUGUAGCUUCGGGCUAUGGCCGGGUUUAAGCUGAGUCCAGACCGAGCCUUCCCUGUCAAAUUUCAGCACAGUCAGCGUGCACCUUCUUCGCCGAUCGUGCCUGCUCAAACACCUGACCCAACGCUUCCUCCCUACAACCUCUAGGCAACAUUUACCGGCGCGCCCACCAAAAGCAUCAAAUCAUUGCCCAUCCGAUGACUCGCUAUUACUGACAGCGAGCUAGCACAAUGGCGAACCCGGUGGGGGAGGACAACUGGGUCGAAUAUGUCGACCAACAGCUGCGCGAGGCCAACGACCUCGAGGGCCGCGUGCGCGUCGUCGAAUCCUUCCAGCGCGCGACGCAAGCCGAGCCCGGCAGCCUCAAGGUGUGGAUGGCCUACUGCGAGUACUUUUGGUCGCUCUACACCGACUGCCAACCGGGCAGCGAUGCCGGCUGGCCGCCCGACGAGCAACAGAUCGGCCGCGAAACCUUCACCCUUGAUGCCGCCCUCAACCUGUGGCAGCAGGGAUACGAGGCCGUGCAGUACCGCUUGUCCGACAGCCACGAGCUUUGGAACCGCUGGGUUUCGCUCGAGAUGGAAUUGUUGAGGCGCACCGCGACCGAGGCCGGCAUCCGGAGAAUCACACACCUGUUCAAGAACCGCCUCGUCGUGCCGCAUGCCACCUGGGAUGCCACCUCACAGAUGUUCUCCAACUUCCUUUCCGAAUACAACCGCCAGGCAUACGAGAGCGAGAUGGCGCAGGUGACCAAGAAUGCAAGGGAUGCGAAGCGCCUGUACGACCUACGGGACCCCUGGGAGACCAAGCUCCAGCUCGCCGAGAAAGCCCGUGAUGCGGCCGCGCUGCGCGCUAUCAUGACCGACUACCUCAACUGGGAAAUCCGGCAGACUAAAGCCAAAAAAGACGCCGUAGCGAAUUUUCAGAUUUGCCUUGGGCUAUUCUCGCGCGCCCUCACGGGGAUCCUGGCUUCGGACGAGGACACAUGGCUCAACCUUGCGGUCCUGGUAUCUACCUCGCACACUGACCUCAAGAACGGCCGCUCCCAGAUCCCCUCGAGCUUGGUCCCUAACAUGCUUGAUGUCCUGCAGCGCGCUGUGCGCCACGUCCCGUGGUCGGGCCCCAUCUGGGCGCGUUACAUCCUGACCGCCGAGGAGGUUGGGUUGCCCUUCACCGACAUUGAGCGGAUCAAGCACGCUGCUACCAAUAGCGCACAGCUGGAUCGAAACGGCAUGGCCGGCGUUCUCGACAUGUACGCCGCCUGGUGCGGCUAUCUCAAGCGAACGGCUAUGAACCCCAACGCCAGCGAAGAAGCCGUCGACGUAGCCGAGGUGGGACUCCCGUCGGCUUUAGAGGAUGUCAAGCACUGGGGUAAACGCAAGUACGGCGAGGCGUAUCAGGGCGACCCGGAUUUCAGGUUGGAGAAGAUCUUUAUCCAGUUUCUGACCGAAAAGAAGGACGAUAUCGAGGGGGCGCGCGCAGUGUGGGAUGAACUAUCCCGGAUUGAGCUGCACGCAAACAGCUACGACUUCUGGCUCAACUGGUAUUUGUGGGAGAUGGUUGUCUUCGCCACAGCGAGGAGCAAGACGCGAAGCCCAACACCAGCGACCGUAGCCCAAGGACUGCGCGUGCCCACAUUCGCGACUCGUGUGUUUACACGGGCGCUCAAGGUGCGCACGCUGGAUUGGCCCGAGCGCAUCAUGGAGGUCUAUCUCAACCACUGCAACGAUUACGAACUCGCAGAGACGCUACGCGAGGCGCAGGACACAAUUUACAAGACCCGCAAGGGCGUAGCCAAGCGGCGCGAGCGCGAGGCGGCGCAGGCUGCUGAGCAGGCUGCCCAGUUCGCGGCCAACCACCAGGUCGCACAAGAGGUCCAGCCGAUGGAUCACGUCAUGGCAGAUGCCGCCGAUGCCGCUGAUGCCGCCUCCCCAGGGUCCAAGCGAAAGCGUGAGGCGACGCCGGGCGAGGACGAAAGCGGCAACAAGCGGCCUAAAAGUGAGACGAGCAGGGAAGAACUCAAGCGAGACCGAGAGAAUACCUCAGUAUUUGUCACGAACUUGCCUACCGAUGCAACGCAGACAAAACUGAAGAAGUUUUUCCGUGAAUAUGGGCACAUUAACAACAUCGACAUCCAGAAACAGGACGAUGCUGCGGUGGCCCUGGUAGAAUUCCGGUCUCCCGACGACGCCAGGUCGGCCUUGCUGCGCGAUGGCAAGUAUUUUGACGACCGCGUCGUCCAGGUAACGGCCGCAACGGACUGCACGCUCUAUGUCACCAAUUACCCGCCGGAGGCCGAUGAGCGGUACCUCCGCAACCUCUUUAAAGAUUGUGGCGAGAUUUUCAGCAUCCGUUUCCCCAGCCUCAAAUACAGCACCAAGCGCCGCUUCUGCUACAUGACCUUCCGUGAGCGCGCCUCGGCCGCCGCCGCUACAAAGCUCGAUGGCAAACCGCUCGACGGCGGCAAGUACAAGCUCCUCGCCAAGUACUCCGACCCAUUGGCCAAGCAAAACCGGCAAGGCGCCCAGGCUGAGGAGCGCGAGCUGCACGUCAUCAACCUCCCUCGCAACGCGUCCGAGGAGGACGUCCACGGCCUCUUCGUAAAGGCCGGGAAUGUGGUGAGCGUGCGUGUGCCGCGCAACAUGGCCGGGCAGAGUCACGGCACGGCGUUUGUGGUCAUGGAGACAAGGGAGCAGGCUCAGGCGGCCAUUCGCACGCUGGACAAGCUGAUUUUUGGGAACCAUCCUAUCAAGGUCGAGGUAUCCCGCCCGCCGACUGCCAAGACCACCGCCACCAGCCGGACUAUGGAUGGCACCAAAAGUGGGGCUACAGGAUCCGAGGCAGGCUCGCCGUCUCCGGGACCGUCCACCUCCGCUGCUGCGCCAACCCCGGCCGAGAUCGCUGCCCGAACCAUCGCCGUUUUGGGCAUCCCCGACACUAUGAAUGACGCGCGGGUGCGGAGCGUACUGGCGCCGCUGGCUGGCGGGCAGGAAAAGAUUGUCAAGUUGGUGCUGCACCCGAAACACGGCGGGGCGGUGGUUGAGUUUGCAGAUGCCACCACGGCUGGCAAGACGGCGUUGGCGGUUGAGGGGUAUGAGCUGGACGGCGGGGUGAAACUGAGGACUGGGACGGUGACAGAGCUGUUCAAGAGUAAAGCCGAGAAGAAGGCUGACAGCGCUGGUUCGACUGGUGCGGGGAAGAAACCGGCUACUGCGGCGGAGCUGAUGCCGCCCCCGCCAACGGUACGCAGGCCAUUGAUGGGAGCGGUGGGCAGAGGAGGGAAAAGAGGAUUGGGCUUCCUACCGAAAAAGGAUGGUAGUAUGAAUGGCACUGAGUCGAACACGGCUGGGUCUCUAACUGGAACUGGGGUUGGAAGCAAAAGCAAUGCGGAUUUCAAGAGGAUGUUUUUGGGAGGCAAGGACGGCGGAGAACAACAGCAGCAGCAGCAGCAGCCGCCACAGACCACGGAUGGUAAUGGCAACAGGGAGUGACUGGCGGCCGGCUAGGACGAGAAGGGGCAUGAGUGCAUUGUUGGGCUGUGCUGUAUGAUACCACGGAUGGUGUGCACUGGGAUUGCUACUUGGCCAUGAAUACCCCUUAGCAUUGUUUGUUUGGUAGUCAGGGGCUUGCCAUGUCUGAAUCAAGCGGUUUAUCUCUACCGUAUGCCUCAUCAUCAGGCUGUGAGAUGUUGUGAUGGAGGUUUCAACGACUCCCGCAGCAUAUGUCUACCACAU
Molecule: messenger RNA, 3806 nt
Organism: Canariomyces notabilis
Lineage: Eukaryota; Fungi; Ascomycota; Sordariomycetes; Sordariales; Chaetomiaceae
Exons: 2
Coding region: 303-3563 (1086 amino acids)
Biological process (GO): RNA processing
Cellular component (GO): cytosol; ribonucleoprotein complex; nucleus
Molecular function (GO): protein binding; poly(U) RNA binding; poly(A) binding
Source: RefSeq, a predicted model, not a curated record